Molecule: messenger RNA, 2259 nt
Organism: Chrysochloris asiatica (Cape golden mole)
Lineage: Eukaryota; Metazoa; Chordata; Mammalia; Afrosoricida; Chrysochloridae
Gene: LOXL3
Product: lysyl oxidase-like 3
Exons: 13
Coding region: 1-2259 (752 amino acids)
Biological process (GO): inflammatory response; peptidyl-lysine oxidation
Cellular component (GO): membrane
Molecular function (GO): copper ion binding; protein-lysine 6-oxidase activity
Source: RefSeq, a predicted model, not a curated record
AUGUACCCUGUUGGUGUCUGGCAGCAGAGCCUGUGCAGGCUGCUGUUGUGCCUACUAUGCAGCUGGGGCAUGGGGUCUCCGCCCCUGUCCACGGACCCUGAGAAGAGGGACGGAAGCCAGGGGCUACGGUUCCGGCUGGCUGGCUUCCCCAGGAAGCCCUACGAGGGCCGCGUGGAGAUACAGCGGGCUGGUGAAUGGGGCACCAUCUGCGAUGAUGACUUCACACUGCAGGCUGCCCAUGUCCUCUGCCGGGAACUAGGCUUUACUGAGGCCACAGGCUGGACUCAUAGUGCCAAAUACGGCCCUGGAACAGGUCGCAUCUGGCUGGACAACAUAAACUGCCGUGGGACUGAGCAGAGUGUGACAGAAUGUGCCUCCCGAGGCUGGGGGAACAGUGACUGUACCCAUGAUGAAGAUGCUGGGGUCAUCUGCAAGGACCAGCGCCUCCCUGGCUUCUCAGACUCCAAUGUCAUUGAGGUAGAGCAUCAUCUGCAAGUGGAGGAGGUGAGGCUUCGGCCAGCUGUUGGGCGGGGCAGGAGACCCCUGCCUGUGACUGAGGGACUGGUUGAAGUUCGGCUUCCUGAGGGCUGGUUGCAAGUUUGUGACAAAGGCUGGAGCGCCCACAACAGCCACGUGGUCUGCGGGAUGCUAGGGUUCCCCAGCAAAAAGAGGGUGAACACGGCCUUCUACAGGCUGCUGGCCCAGCGACAGCAACACUCCUUUGGUCUGCACGGGGUGGCGUGCGUGGGCACUGAGGCCCACCUCUCUCUCUGCUCCCUGGAGUUCUAUCGCACCAAUGAUACCAUCAGGUGCCCUGGGGGGGUGCCUGUGGUGGUAAGCUGUGUGCCAGGCCCGCUCUAUGCUGCAUCCAAUGGCCAGAAGAAACAGCAGUCCAAGCAGCAGGGGGAGGCCCGUGUGCGUCUAAAGGGUGGAGCCCAUCCUGGCGAGGGCCGAGUGGAAGUCCUGAAGACUGGCACAUGGGGCACAGUCUGUGACCGCAAGUGGGACCUCCACGCAGCCAGCGUGGUGUGUCGGGAACUGGGCUUCGGGAGUGCUAGAGAGGCUCUGAGCGGUGCCCGUAUGGGGCAGGGCAUGGGUGCCAUCCACUUAAGUGAAGUGCGAUGUUCUGGACAAGAACCGUCCCUCUGGAAAUGUCCCCAUAAGAACAUCACAGCUGAGGACUGCUCCCACAACCAGGAUGCUGCGGUCCGAUGCAACCUUCCCUACACUGGGGUGGAGGCCAAGAUCCGACUCAGUGGAGGGCGCAGCCGAUAUGAAGGACGAGUUGAAGUACAAAUUGGAGCACCAGGGUCCCUGCACUGGGGUCUCAUCUGUGGCGAUGACUGGGGGACACUGGAAGCUAUGGUGGCCUGUAGACAACUUGGUCUGGGCUACGCCAACCACGGCCUACAGGAGACCUGGUACUGGGACUCAGGGAAUACAACAGAGGUGGUGAUGAGUGGAGUGCGCUGCACAGGGACUGAACUCUCCCUGGACCAAUGUGCCCAUCAUGGCACCCACAUUGCCUGUAAGAGGCCAGGGACCCGGUUCACUGCUGGAGUCAUCUGUUCUGAGACUGCCUCUGACCUACUGCUGCAUUCAGCACUGGUGCAGGAGACGGCCUACAUCGAGGACCGACCCUUGCACAUGCUGUACUGUGCUGCUGAAGAGAACUGCCUGGCCCGCUCAGCCCGCUCAGCCAACUGGCCUUAUGGCCACCGACGUCUGCUCCGAUUCUCCUCCCAGAUCCACAACCUGGGACGAGCUGACUUCAGGCCCAAGGCUGGGCGCCACUCCUGGGUGUGGCACGAGUGUCAUGGGCAUUACCACAGUAUGGAUAUCUUCACUCAUUAUGAUAUUCUGACCCCCAAUGGCACCAAGGUGGCUGAGGGCCAUAAAGCUAGUUUCUGUCUAGAAGACACGGAAUGUCAGGAGGAUGUCUCCAAGAGAUAUGAAUGUGCCAACUUUGGAGAGCAGGGCAUCACCGUGGGGUGCUGGGAUCUCUACCGGCAUGACAUCGACUGUCAGUGGAUUGACAUCACAGACGUAAAGCCGGGAAACUACAUUCUACAGGUAGUCAUCAAUCCAAAUUUUGAAGUAGCAGAGAGUGACUUCACCAACAACGCAAUGAAAUGCAACUGCAAAUAUGAUGGACAUCGCAUCUGGGUGCACAACUGCCACAUCGGUGAUGCCUUCAGUGAAGAGGCCAACAGGAGAUUUGAGCGCUACCCUGGCCAGACCAACAACCAGAUCAUCUAA